This is a messenger RNA of Mycena indigotica, 1173 nucleotides long. RefSeq names its product PR-1-like protein. Bases 1 to 1173 code for a protein of 390 amino acids. The record is from RefSeq and is a predicted model, not a curated record. The transcript has 4 exons. Lineage: Eukaryota; Fungi; Basidiomycota; Agaricomycetes; Agaricales; Mycenaceae.
AUGGGCAGAAACGGCAGGGCGGAGCGGAGAAGGGAAGAGGCUUCGGGUGGGGUGCUAAAGCCAGUCCCUCUUCCUCUGCUCUUCCGCGCACAACGGCGGCCCCGCGGGGUGGUUUGCCGCAGACACGCGUCGUCGAACGCCAGCGCGGGCGCGUGCCCAUACCCCGCGCGACCUGCCGUCCCUCCCCUUCCUUCUCUCCCCCAGUUGUCGCCGCUCGUUACCCACCACCCGCUAACCAAAUGGCCGGCCCACGCCCCGCAGCCUCCCGCUCCUUGCCGUGCUCCUCGCGGCGCUGCUCCUGCUCCCCGCCGUGCUCGCCCACGGCGACCACAAGGGCGCCCACUACGGCCGCAAGCGCACCCGCAACGGCCGCCCCGCCCGCCCCUUCGCCAAGGGCCGCCCCACCGCCAACGUCGGGGCGCCGGCAACGCCACGCCCAAGCCCAGCACCACCGCCGCCCCGCCCCGGCGAACACCCCGGCCCCGCCACCGCCACCGCCGUCCCCGUCCUAGCACCCCGGCCGCAGCCCCGCCUCCGCCGCCGCCUCCGCCUCCGCCACCCCCGCCACCCCCGGGCGCCCACCUCGACGAGCUCCACCCCCCCCCGGCGUCCGCGCCCGACCGGGCCCGCUCCCCCGCCGGGCGCGAUCAACGCCGGGCGCGGCCGUCGCGCCCGCUCGUCUCCGCAGCGGACCAGGCGCUGUACCUCAAGUUCCACAACGACAUCCGCGCCAACCACAAGGGCGACCCCCUCUCGUGGAACGACACGCUCUCCGCCGCGGCCCAGAAGGUCGCGGACACGUGCGUGUUCGAGCACUCGGGCGGGAAGGUCGGCCCGUUCGGGCGAGAACCUCGCGGGCGGGCACGGGCAAGUACGGGAUCGAGAAGGCGAUCGUGUCGUGGACGAACGAAGUCAAGGACUACGACCCGAAGAACCCGGUGCCGUCGCACUUCACCCAGGUCGUGUGGCGCGGGACGACGCAGGUCGGCUGUGCGCUCACCGUGUGCGCGCCCGGCACGAUCUUCGACCCCAAGUUCACGGUGCGUGUCCGGGCCGCGUGUGCCCCCGUGUGCUGACCUCGGCGCCGCGCAGAACACCGCCGAGUACUACGUCUGCGAGUACGCCCCGCCGGGAAACAUCAUGGGCCAGUUCGACCAGAUGGUCUCCGUCUAG